AAUUGUCACUCCCGUAAGUAAGUUAAACUUUCGAGUCUGGAGCCAUCAGACUUUGAAGUCUGAUGUGCUGCUGGGAAGUGCUACCCUGGAUAUCCAUGAGACUCUGAAAUCCAACAGCAUGAAACUUGAGCAGGUAGUGGCGACAUUGCAACUGGCUGGUGACAGAGAGCCAGCAGAAGUUGUGGGAGAUCUGUCAGUCUGUCUGGAUGGGAUGCAGGUGGAUCCUGAGCUCCUCACCAAUGGAGAAGCCUCAAGUACAAGAAGUCCUACACAGAGUGAGAGCUCCAAAGGGAGGAGUGAGACACGGACCAACUCCAAUGGCCUUGAAACCUGUGAAGAUGCUGCUUCCAGUGAAAACAAGACUGUUAAUGGCAGUGACUCUCCACUGCUCACAAAUGGAAACUGCAAACCUGCCAGACCCCCCAGGCCUGCCAGGCCUCCACCCCCCACACCCCGCAGACCCCCCUCAGUCGCUGCAACUGCAAAUGGUCCUUCCUCCACCUCCACAGAAAGUGAUGGGGCCAGUGCAGGAUCGCUGGCAGGAACAGCCUCAAACACCCCUUCAGAGCAGAGCCCUGAGGGGGCAACAGCUGCCACCACAGCUCCUGCCACUCCUGCACUCACCACUCCUCCAGUGUCCAGACAAGUCCAGCCAGUAAAUCCUUCACCUCAGACACCUACCACAGUGAGCCAAGGUCCUCUUCCACCUGGCUGGGAACAAAGAGUAGACCAGCAUGGUCGAGUGUACUAUGUAGAUCAUGUGGAGAAAAGGACAACGUGGGAUCGGCCAGAGCCUCUUCCCCCAAGCUGGGAGAGAAGAGUGGACAAUAUGGGGAGGAUUUAUUACGUUGACCACUUCACCAGAACCACAACGUGGCAGAGGCCAACACUGGAGUCAGUCCGGAAUUAUGAGCAAUGGCAGCUGCAGCGCAGUCAGCUCCAGGGAGCAAUGCAGCAGUUCAACCAGAGGUUCAUUUAUGGGAACCAGGACUUUUCAUCCUCACAGAACAAGGAGUUUGAUCCUCUUGGCCCUCUGCCACAUGGAUGGGAGAAGAGAACUGACAGCAAUGGCAGAGUGUAUUUUGUCAAUCAUAACACAAGAAUCACUCAAUGGGAAGAUCCCAGGAGCCAGGGCCAGUUAAAUGAGAAACCCUUACCAGAGGGCUGGGAAAUGCGAUUCACUGUGGAUGGAAUUCCCUACUUUGUGGAUCACAACAGAAGAACCACCACAUACAUAGACCCUCGAACGGGCAAGUCUGCUUUAGACAAUGGCCCCCAGAUAGCUUACGUGAGGGAUUUCAAGGCCAAGGUCCAUUAUUUCAGGUUCUGGUGUCAGCAACUGGCAAUGCCACAGCACAUAAAGAUCACUGUGAGCAGGAAAACAUUGUUUGAGGACUCAUUUCAGCAGAUAAUGAGCUUCAGCCCUCAGGACCUGCGGAGACGUUUGUGGGUUAUUUUCCCUGGCGAAGAAGGCUUAGAUUAUGGAGGUGUUGCAAGGGAAUGGUUCUUUCUAUUGUCACACGAAGUUUUGAACCCCAUGUAUUGCCUGUUUGAAUAUGCAGGGAAAGAUAACUACUGCUUACAGAUAAACCCAGCCUCCUAUAUCAACCCUGACCACCUCAAGUACUUCAGAUUCAUCGGCAGGUUCAUUGCCAUGGCUUUGUUCCAUGGCAAAUUCAUUGACACUGGAUUCUCUCUCCCAUUCUACAAACGUAUCCUAAACAAGGCAGUAGGACUCAAGGAUCUGGAAUCUGUUGAUCCAGAGUUUUACAACUCACUCAUCUGGGUAAAAGAGAAUGACAUUGAAGAAUGUGGCUUGGAAAUGUUUUUCUCUGUUGAUAAAGAGAUUCUAGGUGAGAUCAAAAGCCAUGAUUUGAAGCCAAAUGGUAGCAACAUUCUGGUCACAGAAGAAAACAAAGAAGACUACAUCAGACUGGUAGCAGAGUGGAGACUGUCACGAGGUGUGGAGGAACAGACACAAGCUUUCUUUGAAGGCUUCAAUGAAAUUCUGCCCCAACAAUAUUUGCAGUAUUUUGAUGCCAAGGAACUGGAGGUGCUUCUCUGUGGAAUGCAAGAAAUUGACCUGAAUGACUGGCAGAGACACACCAUCUACAGACACUACACCAGGACCAGCAGGCAGAUCGUGUGGUUCUGGCAGUUUGUGAAAGAAAUAGAUAAUGAGAAGAGAAUGAGACUCUUGCAGUUUGUGACUGGAACAUGCAGAUUGCCAGUGGGAGGAUUUGCUGACCUCAUGGGGAGCAAUGGACCCCAAAAAUUUUGCAUUGAAAAAGUUGGAAAGGAAAACUGGUUACCUAGAAGUCACACUUGUUUCAAUCGCUUAGACCUUCCGCCAUACAAGAAUUAUGAGCAGCUGAAGGAAAAGCUGUUGUUUGCAAUUGAAGAAACAGAAGGAUUUGGGCAAGAGUAGCUCAAAUUUGCACCUUGAAGAAUGUGAACUCAACACGGUGUAUGUUCUUC
Messenger RNA from Acanthisitta chloris (rifleman), 2478 nucleotides. It is a transcript of the gene ITCH, whose product is annotated as itchy E3 ubiquitin protein ligase. The record is from RefSeq and is a predicted model, not a curated record. Gene Ontology annotation, biological process: protein K48-linked ubiquitination; protein K29-linked ubiquitination; protein K63-linked ubiquitination. The transcript is spliced from 21 exons. The annotation marks the transcript as partial. Gene Ontology annotation, molecular function: protein binding; ubiquitin protein ligase activity. NCBI's taxonomy places the organism in Eukaryota, Metazoa, Chordata, Aves, Passeriformes, Acanthisittidae.